UGGCUGACGGCGACGGAUAGAGGAAACGCGAACUGCCCGCAAGCAGCUAACAGACGUAGCUCGUUUCUCUGCUUGUGUCGGUUGAAACCUCGUAAAAAAAGGCGAGUUCAUUCAUCCAAAUGUGCGUCAAUACUUCCGACAGACUUCAGUUGAACCACCGAAGAUGGUAAUUGACCUCGAGUCAUCGAUGCGGCUCGUCAAACUUAACCACGGGGGAGAAGAGUGCCUUUGCUGGUACGCUAGCUAGCUAGCUAGCUAGCCCCGCGUUAGCUCUGAGGAUGGACAGCUGAUCGUUAACCGAACAGAUGAACUUACACAUGUACAGUGACUGAGUCUUGACAGAACCGUCUCUCGAGGACGCGACGAGGAAGAACAAAAAGAGAGUUCCGUGCGUGUGUGUGUGUGUGUGUGUGUGUGUGUGUGUGUGUGUGUGUGUGCGUGCCUUCAACCACCUCCGUGUCCGCGGACACUUGUUUACAUGAUGAAGAACUGCGAGUACCAGCAGAUCGACCCGCGCGCGCUGUCCGUGUCGCCCGCGUCGGCGCCGCAGAGCCCCGCGGAGACGACGGCGCAGCGGUCGCGGAGGAAGUGGGAAGUGUUCCCCGGGAGGAACCGGUUCUUCUGCGACGGACGGAUCAUCCUGGCCAGCCAGAGCGGCGUCCUUCCCCUGACACUGGGCCUUAUUGUUGUCACCUGUGGCCUUUUCUUUGCAUUCGAUUGCCCGUUCCUGGUGGAGCAUCUGACCGCCUUCAUACCUGUGAUCGCCGCGGUGCUCUUUGUGUUUGUGGUCAUCUCCCUGCUGAGGACCAGCUUCACAGACCCAGGCAUCCUGCCCAGGGCCACGCCGGACGAGGCCGCGGACAUAGAGAAGCAGAUAGAUACCUCAGGAUCCUCCACGUAUCGUCCCCCUCCGCGCACCAAGGAGAUCCUCAUCAACCAGCAGGUGGUGAAGCUCAAAUACUGCUUCACUUGUAAAAUGUUCCGGCCUCCUCGGACGUCCCACUGCAGCCUGUGUGACAACUGUGUGGAGCGAUUUGACCACCACUGCCCCUGGGUGGGGAACUGCGUGGGCAAACGCAACUACCGCUUCUUCUACAGCUUCAUCAUCUCUCUGUCGUUUCUGACGUCUUUCAUAUUUGGCUGUGUCAUCACACACAUCACCCUGCGUUCUCAAGCAGGUAAAAGCCUUGUUCAAGCCGUUCAGGAGAGCCCUGCCAGUGUGGUGGAGUUGGUGAUUUGUUUCUUCUCCAUCUGGUCAAUACUGGGCCUCUCGGGCUUCCAUACCUACUUGGUGGCCUCCAACCUCACGACAAAUGAAGAUAUUAAAGGCUCCUGGUCGAGUAAAAGAGGUGCAGAGGAGUCUGGGAAUCCACACAGUUACAACAGCAUCAUAACCAACUGCUGCGCGACGUUAUGUGGCCCCAUGCCCCCGAGUCUGAUUGACAGGAGAGGCGUCCUGCCUCCGGACGAGGCGAUCUCUGCUGCCUCUGCCUCAGAGAUAGAGCUGCCGCUCUUCACGGCCAAGAAUGACGCGCACAUGUGCACUCAGAGCACAAAGGACGUGCUGGAGAGGAUGGUCCACUCCUCUGACUUCCAUGGCCUGUGCCCCCCCGGCACCCCAAAGACCACACCUCUCGGCCUGGAUGACUCCGGCACGCCGGCACCUUCCGCGGAGCCUUCACCGUCUGCCGGCUGCUCACAGCAGCGUGGCCGCCAGUCCGUGGCCGCUCCUUGCCUGGCGUUAAGCAGGAGCAGCAAGAGGGACUCAAUGCACUCCAUCAACCCAGCGUUCCGCCUGGCGUCUCCCUCGCCCUCGCUGAGCCGCACCAGCUUCAUUCUGGGCGAAGCGCCUGACAUCAGCUUCAUCCCGCUACCCUGAGCAACCGUGGGUGAACCGGAAGUAGUCAUAGUAAACUUAUUCCGCUGCUCUGUGUCACCGGCAACGGUUUUCACCUUGGUAGUCAUGAUGUUGUGUUGCCAUGGUUUCUCAUGAUGUCAUUCUGAGGAGUUGAUUAAGCAGGAGUAUUUUAUGUUCUGUGAGUUCUGUCCUACAAUACGUGUCCUUCAGGAUGUCGGUCGAUCUUAGUAACGCGUGGAAGCACAAUAUAGAGAUAUUUUUUUACUAACACCUUUGUUGUUAAAGACACUCAGAUGUUCUUCUGCUCACCUUCCAAAGAACCUCAAGCCAUCGGCCGCGGCGUUUUAAGUUCCUGUUUUAAUAAUGUUGCAAUCAGGUCUUAACAUCUGGGAUUAUUUACGGUUUUGACUGUGGAUGCAAGAAGUACAGAAGCAAAAGAUUUACUGAACUGGCAUAGUGAGGCACUUCAGGAAGAUCGAGUCAAGAUUUCGCCUUAUGUCAUGUCCGGUCAUUUCUGUCAGUCUACAUCAGCCCAGUGUCAUUGGGUGGAUCCAGUUGAGCUGUUUGUAGAUGAAUGAAUAGUCAGUCUGAAGGGGUGAUGAUACUGUGAACUUUUUGUUUUAUUUUCAUUCUAUGCAUUUUGUUUUUUGUUUUGCGAUCAGUUCUGCAUGUCUUGUACAUCAGAAACUCUUAUGCUAAAUGUGCAGUGUGCAUCACUUUAGGAGACAGUAAGAGAGAUGACACUUACAGCUGAGCGGCGUUCAGAGUUUUUCUCGUUGGUCUGAAAUGUGUAGCAGUCAUACAUUUACUGUGUAAUGUCCACUUUGUUGUUGCUGAAUCUACACAUUUAAAUCAGAAUGGAAUGUGCUGCUGCUCACCAGAGAGUAUUCAUCGCUGAAACACUGUUUCUCAUGUAUGUGAUCUACUAGGACACUUCCUGUUUGUGUGAGGAUCUUUCUUUUUCUUUGCCUCGGGGCACAUUUACUGUAUGUCACUGUACCUGUCUCGAGUGCAUCCGUGGUCACUGCACAGUUUCGACGAACGGACUCUUUCCAGCAGAGUUAAUGUCGUAGGAAAGUUUACUAGGCCUCAGUGGGCAUGUAAGCUCAGUUGUCAUUUUCAUGGCCAUGACCUUUCACUGCUCUGAGGGCAUGAAACUUGACCCUCUGUAAUGGCGGGUACAGUUUCCCCGGGAGGUUUAGGAGGUAGUUUGUGCCACUAGGGGGCAGGAUGGGAAUGAUAAUUGCAGCCUCACUGGAGGACAAUUAAGUGACAUGAGCUAUUAGACAAAAGGCCUUUUUGGAUUGUUUUAUUUAUUAUAUUUUUUUGUAAUCGAGCUUUGAAUCUGUACAUAGGUUGUGAGUUUGUGAUGAACCACUUUGCCAUAGUCAGUGGGUCGCUCAUGUAUCAUUCUGCACCAAGACCCCGUAGUUUGUGUAGAGACAGUUACGAGCAGUGCUUGUAUGAACAAACUCGUUUGCUUUUUGUAGGAUGUGACAGUGGAACUGUAACAUUUGGUCAAUAAAAUGAUACAUUUUGUUGA
This is a messenger RNA of Scophthalmus maximus (turbot), 3401 nucleotides long. RefSeq names its product zinc finger DHHC-type palmitoyltransferase 18a (gene zdhhc18a). The transcript is spliced from 9 exons. The record is from RefSeq and is a predicted model, not a curated record. Gene Ontology annotation, molecular function: protein-cysteine S-palmitoyltransferase activity. NCBI's taxonomy places the organism in Eukaryota, Metazoa, Chordata, Actinopteri, Pleuronectiformes, Scophthalmidae. Gene Ontology annotation, biological process: protein targeting to membrane; peptidyl-L-cysteine S-palmitoylation. Gene Ontology annotation, cellular component: endoplasmic reticulum; Golgi apparatus. Bases 479 to 1879 code for a protein of 466 amino acids.